GGGCAGGGAGCACUGGGAGCAGGCAUGGCGGGGCUGUGGGACGCGGCGCUGCGGGGCGAGGCGGCCGUGCGCCGGGCGGCCCUGGCGGCGGUGGACGCGGCGCUGCUGGAGGGCGUGCUGAUGCGCACCGAGGCCGAGCCCAACGCCUCCGACGUGGUGAGCUUCGCGCCCUUCACGCUGCUGCCCUCGGCCGUGCCCAGCGCCCUGUUCCGGCAGGCGUACGCCGUGCAGCAGGACUUCAACCUGCUGGUGGACGCCAUCAGCCAGGACAGGGAGUUCCUGGAGCGCGCUCUGGCCAGCACGGUCAAGGUGGAUGACUUCACGGCGCGGCUCUUCAGGAUCCAUCUGCAGGUUCUGGAGGAGGGACUGGCGCAGUCCGUGUUUUUAGGCAUAAACCGCUCGGAUUACAUGUUCGACUGCGGGGCGCCCGGGGCGCCGGCGCUGAAGCAGAUCGAGAUAAACACCAUCGCCGCCAGCUUCGGCGGCCUGGCCUCCCGCACCGCCGCCGUGCACGGGCGGGUGCUGAAGGAGCUGGGGAUGGCCGAGGAGGCGUCGCGGCUGCUGCCCAACAACCCCUCCGAGGGGCUGGCCUCGGGCAUCGCCAAGGCCUGGGAGCUGUACGGCUCGCGGAGCGCUGUGGUGAUGUUCCUGGUGGAGGAGGUGCAAAGGAACAUCUUUGAUCAGCGAUGUGUGGAGAACGAGCUUUGGAACAGGAACAUUCGGGUCAUCAGGAAGCGCUUCCGAGACGUGUUUGAGAAGGGCUCCCUGGACGAAGCCAGGAGGCUGUACAUGGAUGGCCAGGAGGUAGCAGUGGUGUACUACAGAGAGGGCUACGUGCCGACAAACUACAAUCAGCAGAACUGGGAGGCGCGGUUGCUGCUGGAGAGGUCGAGGGCAGUGAAGUGCCCCGACAUCGCCACCCAGCUGGCCGGCACCAAGAAGGUGCAGCAGGAGCUGAGCCGCCCGGGGACCCUGGAGAAGCUGCUGCCCGGCCGCACCGAGGCCAUUGCUCGCAUCCGAGCCACGUUCGCCGGGCUCUACUCGCUGGAUGUGGGUGAGGAGGGUGACAAGAUAGCUGCUACGGCUAUCGCCAACCCCGACCAGUUCGUGCUGAAGCCGCAGCGGGAAGGCGGAGGGAACAACCUCUACGGCGAGGAGCUCAGGCAGGUGCUGGAGAAGAUCAAAGACAGCCCUGAGAGAACCUCCUACAUCCUGAUGGAUAAGAUCCAGCCCCAGCCAACAAGGAAUUACUUGCUGAGGGCCCACAGUCCCCUAAAAGCAUCCGAGUGCGUCUCAGAGCUUGGGAUCUUUGGCGUUUAUGUCAGGCAGGGCAAGGAGCUGGUGAUGAACGAGGCAGCCGGCCACCUCCUGCGGACGAAGGCCGUGGAGCACGCGGACGGCGGGGUGGCGGCCGGGGUGGCCGUGCUGGACACCCCCUACCUGGUGUGAGCGCCCCGCUGCUGCGCUGCCCGCGGGGCCGAGCUGCUUUCCUCGGGGUGCACUCACCAGGGGACGGGCUGGGGUCGGCCCUGGGCUGUGCAGGGGGUUGGGGUGUCCCCUCAGGGUCUGUGCAGGGCCGGAGCGUGGCCCUGCCCUGCCCUGCCCCAAAUUUGUGCUGGCCCCGGGUUCCUGCUGCACUGUUUGCAGGCACCGAAACCCAAAGCCCAGGGAAGGGGAGGAGGAAGGUGGAGGAGCCAGGAGCAGCUUCAGCUGUGGGACUCGAGGCCCCUUGUGCCUCCCCUCCCACUGCCCUGCUGCUUGCCACGGCAAAGGCUGAGACCAGCUCUGCCUGUCUCUGGCCCCUCCAGCCCCAGCUCAGGUGCUGCUGCUCUGAUUUCCACCUUCCCCGGUGUCUGAGCAGCCUCAUGGCUCCUACACAGCCCCAGCUGCCCUGGUUUAACUCUGCCAAGCUUCUAUCAUGGCCAGCACGUUCGCUUGGCUUCACUGUGGGACCAUCCCCGGCGGUGGGACGCCUCCCUCCCUCCGGGUUUCCUGACUCAAUGGGAACAGUGUGGGUGCUCCGGCCCCCGAGCUUGUGCUGCUCCCCCCAGCACACCCCUCUGCCCCCCAGCCCUUCCUCAGCCGAGGAGGGGCCCUGGUAAAGCAGCCCGAGCUCUGCUGUGGCGGUGGCAGCAGGAAAGCCGCUGCUCCUGAGGAAUCACCUCACGGGCUGCUCGGCCACCCCGCCGCCGGGGUGCUCAACCCAGUCACUAACCGGGCACUGCAGUGGUUCAGGGCUGUGGCUGAUUCCACAACUCCCACGCUGGGGUUCAUGAUGGGGGGGUUGAUUACCCCCAAACGGAGAUUAAAACCUACGUUCAAUCUGA
This is a messenger RNA of Anas platyrhynchos (mallard), 2327 nucleotides long. RefSeq names its product glutathione synthetase (gene GSS). Gene Ontology annotation, molecular function: glutathione binding; glutathione synthase activity; ATP binding. Lineage: Eukaryota; Metazoa; Chordata; Aves; Anseriformes; Anatidae. The record is from RefSeq and is a predicted model, not a curated record. Gene Ontology annotation, biological process: glutathione biosynthetic process. Gene Ontology annotation, cellular component: cytosol.